Solanum stenotomum is the source of this 3132-nucleotide messenger RNA. RefSeq names its product eukaryotic translation initiation factor 3 subunit C-like. The record is from RefSeq and is a predicted model, not a curated record. NCBI's taxonomy places the organism in Eukaryota, Viridiplantae, Streptophyta, Magnoliopsida, Solanales, Solanaceae. Gene Ontology annotation, biological process: translational initiation. Gene Ontology annotation, molecular function: RNA binding; translation initiation factor activity; translation initiation factor binding. Gene Ontology annotation, cellular component: eukaryotic translation initiation factor 3 complex. The transcript is spliced from 4 exons. Bases 158 to 2926 code for a protein of 922 amino acids.
CCAAAAACGAGUCGGCCCAAACCCUUAUCAUCUUCUAGGGUUCUUACUGGAAAAUUUCAUUCCCUCUUCAUUCAUUCUCCUCUACAACCUUAGCGUAAACCACAGUUCCAACUUACAGCUUAUUCUAUCUCUGUUUCUUUAAGAACUUGUUGAAGAUAUGGCGUCCCGUUUUUGGACUCAGGGUGAUAGUGAUACGGAAGAGGAGGAGGAGAGUGAUUACGAGCUGGAGGAUGAUGCGCCAGCUGAAAAUCCAGAUGCACCGUCUGGGCCUGGGUCAAGAUAUCUUGCAGCUGAUGACAGCGACAGUGAUGAAUCGGAUGGACAGAAGCGAGUUGUCCGGUCAGCCAAGGAUAAGCGUUUUGAGGAGUUGUCAGCUACAGUUGAUCAGAUGAAGAAUGCUAUGAAGAUUAAUGACUGGGUUAGCUUGCAGGAGAGCUUUGACAAGAUUAAUAAGCAGCUGGAGAAGGUCAUGCGCAUUACAGAAUCAAUUAAACCACCAAAUCUCUAUAUCAAAGCUCUAGUGAUGCUGGAGGAUUUCUUGAAUCAGGCGUUGGCCAAUAAGGAGACUAGGAAGAAGAUGAGUAGUAGUAAUGCUAAAGCCUUGAAUUCAAUGAAACAGAAACUGAAAAAGAAUAAUAAGCAGUAUGAGGAGUUGAUUAAUAAGUAUAGGGAAAAUCCUCCUGUGAGCGAGGAGGAGGGUGGUGAUGAUGAAGAGUCAGAAGAGGAAGAAGAAGAGGACGGAGAGGACUUUGAGGAGGACCCAACAAAGAUUGCAGCUGCAUCUGAUGAUGAUAAUGAUGAUGAUAGUGAUGAUCCGGACAGGCCAGAUAAUAGGUGGGAGAGGAUGCUGAACAAGAAAGACAAACUUCUGGAUAAACAGUUCAAGGAUCCAAGUCAAAUCACAUGGGAGACAGUCAACAAGAAGUUCAAGGAAAUCGUUGCUGCUAGGGGUAGAAAGGGGACUGGAAAGAUGGAAUUGGUUGAACAGCUCACCUUCUUGACCAAGGUGGCCAAGACUCCAGCACAGAAGCUUGAAAUUCUGUUUGGUGUUGUGUCUGCCCAGUUUGAUAUUAAUCCAGGUCUCAGUGGACACAUGCCUAUAAAUGUGUGGAAAAAGUGUUUGCAGAAUAUGCUUACCAUCCUUGAUGUUUUGACCCAAUACCCAAACAUUGUGGUUGAUGACAUGGUGGAGCCUGAUGAAAAUGAGACCCAGAAAGGAGCAGACCACUCAGGGACUAUAAGAAUCUGGGGAAAUUUGGUUGCCUUUGUUGAAAGGAUAGAUGUAGAGUUUUUCAAGAGCUUGCAGGUAAUUGAUCCACAUACCAGCCAGUAUGUUGAGAGGCUGAGAGAUGAGCCAUUGUUUUUGGUUCUUGCUCAAAAUGUCCAGCGUUAUUUAGAACAGAUGGGCGACUAUAAGGGCGCUGCCAAAGUGGCUCUUAAACAGGUUGAAUUCAUCUAUUAUAAACCGCAAGGAGUGUAUGAUGCUAUGAGGAAGUUGGCUGAGCUCACAGAAGGUGGAGAGGCAGAGUCUGUAGAAGAAAACAAAGUGGUUGAGGAGAGUAGAGGUCCAACUGCAUUUAUUGCAACUCCUGAGCUUGUGCCUAGGAAACCUGCUUUUGAAGAGAACAGCAGGACAUUGAUGGACAGUCUCGUUUCUCUCAUAUAUAAAUAUGGAGAUGAACGAACCAAGGCCCGUGCAAUGCUCUGUGAUAUAUAUCACCAUGCUAUCUUGGAUGAGUUUUCAACAUCCCGUGACUUGUUAUUGAUGAGUCACUUGCAGGAAAAUAUCCAGCACAUGGACAUUUCAACUCAGAUACUUUUUAAUAGAGCCAUGGCUCAACUUGGGCUCUGUGCGUUCAGGAUGGCACUUGUUGCAGAAGCGCAUGGUUGCCUUGCUGAACUCUAUUCUGCUGGCAGGGUGAAGGAGUUACUUGCGCAAGGUGUCUCCCAAAGCCGAUAUCAUGAGAAGACCCCAGAACAGGAGCGGAUGGAGAGGAGGCGUCAGAUGCCCUACCAUAUGCAUAUAAAUCUUGAGCUUCUUGAGGCUGUCCAUCUGACAUGUGCAAUGCUUCUUGAAGUGCCAAACAUGGCAGCUAAUAGCCAUGACAUGAAGCGCAGGGUCAUAAGCAAAACAUUCCGGAGAUUGCUUGAAAUUAGUGAGAGGCAAACUUUCACUGGUCCACCUGAAAAUGUGAGGGAUCAUGUCAUGGCAGCGACAAGGUCCCUCAGGCAAGGAGACUUUCAGAAGGCUUUUGAUGUUAUAAACUCCCUUGAUGUGUGGAGGCUGCUUCGCAACAAGGAUAGUGUUCUGGAGAUGCUUAGAGGCAAAAUAAAGGAAGAGUCACUGAGGACCUACCUUUUCACAUAUUCUGCUUCUUAUAAUUCUCUGAGUUUGGAUCAGGUUGCAGGGAUGUUUGACCUUUCAGAUUCUCAGAUCCAUAGCAUCGUGAGCAAAAUGAUGAUUUCUGAGGAGCUUCAUGCAAGCUGGGAUCAACCAUCCCGAUGCAUGGUCUUUCAUGAUGUUGAGCAUACAAGAUUGCAGGCUUUGGCAUUCCAGUUGACAGAAAAGCUGUCAGUUUUAGCAGAAAGUAAUGAAAGAGCAACAGAAUCGAGGAUUGGUGGUGGUGCAUUGGAGGGCCUUCCCCCGAGGCGCAGGGAUGGCCAGGAUUAUGCUGCUGCAGCUGCAGGUGGUGGUAGAUGGCAGGACUUCUCCUUCUCACAAGGCAGGCAAGGUGGUAGUGGUGGCCGAACAGGGUAUGUAGGUGGUAGAUCAACUUCUGGUCAAACAUCAAGGGACCGUACUAAUCAGGCACGAGGGACUCUCGGUGGUCAAGGUUCAAGAUAUCAGAGUGGUACAACUUCCAGGGGAAGCCAGAUGGAUGGAUCAGGUCGCAUGGUUAAUCUUAACAGAGGGGGUCGUUCUUAGAGAACCGCGCACAAAUUUUUUGCAUAGAGAGAAUCACAUAACUUGAGGGUUCCUGAUUGUAGUAGAAUUUACAGCUUUCUUUGUUUCAUAAACCAAGUUCCAUUGUGCUACAUUUGUUUUCCGACUUUCUAGCAUCUUUUGGCUGUUGCACUGCUUUUCUCAUUUAAUGACAUUCAUGAAGUUGGGUACAUUCCUUUUAAAUUUAA